AUGGCCGUAUCCAGUUUGAUUAAAUCCGGAGCUCCAUCACUGGGGCUGCGAUCUCAGAGAUCCACCCAUUGCCUCAAUCAGAUCGAAAAACUUCGCGCCAAUGGUAUUGGCGAUCUAGUUGACUUGCCUCAACUCGCCGUCUGUGGUGACCAGUCCGCAGGCAAAAGCUCCGUGUUGGAGGGCAUCACAGGCAUACCUUUUCCUCGUCAAGAGGGUCUCUGCACCCGAUUUCCCACAGAGAUUGUUCUUCGGCACUCCAAUGAGCCAUUCAAGGCGAAGGCCACUAUUCGGCCUCACUUCUCUCGCCCGCCCGGUGUUGCACAAGCCCUCAGCAACUAUGAGCGUGAGAUGAAGGAAGAUCUCUCCGACCUUCCUCUCGCCAUUGAGGAGGUCUCUAAGCUCAUGGGGAUACGUGGUUUUACCGAUUCUCCUGAUGAUGCCGCAUUUGCAUCUGAUGCUCUACGCAUUGAGAUUUCGGGUCCCACAGGACUGCAACUGAGCAUUGUUGACCUACCUGGUCUUAUCUCGGUCUCAAAUGAGGAACAGUCCCAAGCCGACGUGGAGGCUGUCCAUGCUAUGGUGCGGAGCUACCUCAAGAGCACCCGUACUAUUAUUCUUGCUGUCGUCCAGGCCAGUAACGACUUUGCCAACCAAGGCAUUAUUAAAAUCGCCCGUGAGUAUGACCCAGACGGACAGCGGACUGUCGGUAUCAUCACCAAACCCGAUCUCAUCAAUGCCGGAGCCGAGGCCAAGCUCUCCAACAUUGCUAAGAACAAGGACGCAAUUAAGCUUAAACUCGGCUUCUUCCUUCUCAAGAACCCCAGUCCAUCUGAGAUGAAGGCCGACAGUCGCAAUAACAAUCGGGCAGAGCGUGAGACGAACUUCUUCUCUUCGCCAGCCUGGAAGGCCAACUUCCCUCUCGCCUAAUUUUUCUUGGCAUCUGCUGUUAGUGAAUGAGUGAGCCUACCACCAAAUUACU
Molecule: messenger RNA, 979 nt
Organism: Colletotrichum godetiae
Lineage: Eukaryota; Fungi; Ascomycota; Sordariomycetes; Glomerellales; Glomerellaceae
Product: P-loop containing nucleoside triphosphate hydrolase protein
Exons: 1
Coding region: 1-927 (308 amino acids)
Cellular component (GO): microtubule; membrane; cytoplasm
Molecular function (GO): GTP binding; GTPase activity; microtubule binding
Source: RefSeq, a predicted model, not a curated record